CGAUCGUACAGCUGGCUCCCGUGCUCCGCCCAUUCCGGGGUGCCUUGCGCCUGCUUUUUUCACGUCAGCGGAAGUUGUUUACUUUUGGCUCGGACAACGCCGCGGUUCUUCGUUAGCGCCCCAGGGUAGGCUCAGGCUUCCCCUCGCGAUGCUGCCCCGUCAGUAGACCCUGCUCGGUCCGCAAGCGGGCCCACGCCCACAUGCUGCCAUGGUGUGCCCCGUGCAGUUUUUGUGCCGGGCACUCUGCACUGUGGGCCUUGUCCUCUUUUACUAUGUCUUCUCCAUUGGCAUCACCUUUUACAACAAAUGGCUGAUGAAGGGCUUCCAUUUCCCUCUCUUCAUGACCCUGGUGCACCUGUUCAUGAUAUUCUGCUUCUCUGCACUGGUACGUUCAGCUAUGCAUUGCUGGACUGGCAAACCCAGAGUUGUAAUGAGCUGGAAAAUCUACAUCACCAAAGUGGCACCAAUGGCCCUGGCUACAGCCUUGGAUAUAGGCCUGUCUAACUGGAGCUUCUUGUUCAUCACCAUCAGCCUAUACACUAUGACCAAGUCUUCAGCUGUUCUAUUCAUCUUGUUGUUCUCUUUGAUCUUCAAGUUGGAGGAACCCAACCCAUUCCUGAUUGUGGUGGUUCUGCUAAUUUCAAGUGGCCUGUUCAUGUUCACCUUCAAGUCUACCCAGUUCAACCUUGAGGGCUUCAUCAUGGUGCUUCUGGCCUCCUUCAUUGGAGGCAUACGCUGGACCCUCACACAGGUUCUCAUACAGAAAGCUGAACUGGGUCUUCAGAAUCCAGUGGACACCAUGUAUCACCUUCAGCCACUCAUGUUCAUGGGUCUUUUCCCCCUGUUCAUCUACAAUGAAGGUCUGAACCUUAGCACCACAUCGAAGCUGUUCCGGGUGAGUGAGGUGUCUGCACUCGCAUACUCCCUGUUCACGUUAUCGGUGGGGGGCAUUCUUGCCUUCGGCCUUGGCUUCUCUGAGUUCCUGCUGGUCUCCCGUACUUCCAGCCUUACACUGUCCAUUGCAGGCAUAUUUAAGGAGGUGUGCACUCUGCUGCUGGCAGCAGAGUUUAUGGGGGACAAGAUGAGUGCUCUGAACUGGCUAGGCUUUGUCAUCUGCCUGUCUGGGAUCUCACUGCAUGUAGCUUUGAAGACCUACUUCUCCAAAGGUAAGAGCACCACCCUCAGGCAGUUGCCCAAUAAAGAGUGUCCAGACAUGGAACUUCCACUAUUGCACCAAGGCGAAGAGGAUGACAAUGAAGAUGCUGAAGAGGAGGAACAGGAGAUUCUGCACUGACUGACGGGCAUAAGGGGAAACUUCAUUGCUAUUUUCAGGCACACAUGAGGAAAUUAGGAAUAUGGAUCCACCACAGUUAGUUUUGCAGCAAACAUUUCAACCGCCUGGUAGAGGCCUUACAUAUUUUUUACAUUAUGGCCUAAUGAACCAUCUGCUUGUCUGAGUAUCAAUGAAAAUUUAUUAUAAUUAAAAUCAGUUGAUAUAUCAACAACCAACCUGUGUGCCUAAGAAAACAAGGCAUGUGAAAAAGCUUCUGGUGACCAGCGAGACUUAACUGCCUUGCCUGUAAGCAAUAGGUUUUCUAGAGACCAAAACAAAUAUUUUGUUUGUUUUCAUUAUUUUGAAAUAGGACCAACAAUUCUGCGUAAUAAUUUGAAAUUCUUUUGAUAAUUUAUUUAAAGCUGUAGAAUAUAUCACUGUGUAUGUGAAUUAGUUUUUUUUCCCCAUCACUGGAAAAAAAUGAACGGUUGCUCUCAGUUUUUGUCCUGCAUUUUAAUAUGAUUGUGUGACAUUUUAUUUAAUGUCAAUACAACAGCCAAAACAGGAGAGAAAUAAACACAUUGGUUAGUGUUUCGAAAGAAUCUGCCUUUCCUCUGGCAAGAUUUGUUGGUUAGCUAGAUAACUUGUCAGAUUUAAAGUACCCCAGUUUAAUUUGACUAUUUUAUUUGCUUACAUUUACCCCAGUCCACUUCAAAUGAGACCAGUUAUCUGGCUAACUCAAAAAUCCAGCUUUGCGAUACAGGCUCCUGGAUAUAUCUUGUGCAAGAUAGCUUAAUUAGAUUUACUUAGCAAAUUAAGUAAAAGGGUUGUCUGUUACGGUGUUUUUUGAUAUUUUCAAUUGAUAUUUGGGAGCAAAUUGUGGUUGUUGAUGUUAAAAGGUAUAAUGAUAAAACUAGCGCUGGUCACUUCAACGCCUUGACGCUUGUGAUUAAUCUGGCAACCUUAACCUGCUAUUUUGUUUUUAAAGCAAAUUAACCCACUGACAUCGGUGGUCCUGCCCACAGGAUGAAACGGAAAUCUCACCAAACCAUCUAAAAAAAAAUUAUGAGAUUUUAUCAUAGACACAAAAAAGACCCCAGAAACCUUGAACAGUUAAAUGUAUAUAGGUAGAAACUAAAUAUCUUUUUUGUAAGGAGAAUUUUAAAAAUUAGUCACUGACUUGAUGAGUCUGGAAGCAGUCCUGAUCGCCCACCUAUUUACAAAUACUGUUAUUCCUAUAAUAAUGAUACAAUAACCCAACAAUUUGACUCGCAUAAAUAGCAUGUGUCUGAAUUAUACUGGCUGAGAAGUUUCACUGAGGAAUUGAUAAACAUGCAUCUCUUCAAUUCAUGGAAAACUGCAAAUUCAGAUAAGCAGUAAGUUUGUAAAUCACAAAAUGUCACUUGUUUUCCAAUACUGUAAUAACAUGACUUUAAAAAGAAAAAAUAUAUGCAAACUGUUGGUAACUAGGUUGUUCUAGUGUUUUGCAAUACGUUUAUGAGACUUUUUUUGCAAGUACAAGAUCAUUUGAUUUAACUUGCAUUUCUCAAAUUACAUGUCUUAAAAUAGUAUAGAUUGUAUUUAUUGAAAAUAAAAUAUUUUGUGUAAAAUAUUAACUUUAGAAUUAAAACACUAAUUCACAUAAAUGGUA
Paramormyrops kingsleyae is the source of this 2924-nucleotide messenger RNA. It is a transcript of the gene slc35h1, whose product is annotated as solute carrier family 35 member C2. NCBI's taxonomy places the organism in Eukaryota, Metazoa, Chordata, Actinopteri, Osteoglossiformes, Mormyridae. The record is from RefSeq and is a predicted model, not a curated record.